Pyrus x bretschneideri (Chinese white pear) is the source of this 1372-nucleotide messenger RNA. Its product is annotated as protein RETARDED ROOT GROWTH, mitochondrial. The transcript has 7 exons. Lineage: Eukaryota; Viridiplantae; Streptophyta; Magnoliopsida; Rosales; Rosaceae. The record is from RefSeq and is a predicted model, not a curated record. The coding region runs from base 71 to 1171 and encodes 366 amino acids.
ACUAGUGCUUCGUUCACUUGGAAGACGGCGGCGAAAUUAUAACUUCCCAAAACCUUGAAGCUUUCAGUGAAUGGGGAGGUGGAGAGCCGCUGCUUCUCUUCUCCUCAGCCGCGUAGCCGCCGCCGGAGCUUCUAAAUCAUCCGUUCCCGCCAAGCCUCCUUUCCAUAUACACUGCCCUUCAGCCUCCACCUCCUUCCACUUCCGCUUCCUCAAUUCACGACCUUUCUCUGCAAUCCCGUCUCGGAUUUCCUUUGAAGCCAAUGAUUACGACUCUGAGCCGCCCUGCUACGCUCGGAGUCAGAGCCAAGCUAAGGACGACGAAGAAACGGGAAAAAUACCUAUUAAAGCCUACUUCCUUUGUACCAGUAUCAAUUUGAAGAGCAUGCAAGCCGAGAAUUUAAUCAAUGUCAUUCCUCCUUCUUCUCGCUCAUCGAAUUACAUUGCCCUCAGAUUUUGCGAUUUCCCUUCAGAAAAUUCUGAAUUUGGAGUCUGGCGUUAUAUGGUCGUAUUCCAGUAUGGAUCUGCUGUUCUGUUUAAUGUUGAGGAUCGUGAAGUUGAUGGUUAUCUGGAUCUAGUUACAAGACAUGCUUCUGGAUUACUUCCAGAGAUGAGAAAAGACGAUUAUGCUGUAAAAGAAAAGCCACAGCUGGAUGAGGACAUGCAGGGUGGCCCAGACUACAUAGUUCUUAAGACUUUGGACACUGAUUCUAUUCGCAUUAUUGGCAGUGUGCUUGGCCAAAGUAUUGCUUUAGAUUAUUUUGUUUCGCAGGUUGAUGGUAUGGUUGAAGAGUUUGCAGAUAUAAAUCGUGGAAUGGAGAAAACUGGAACAUUCACAAUGCACAAAAAGAAGCUCCUUCAACUUGUUGGAAAGGCAAACUCAAACUUAGCCGAUGUAAUUCUUAAAGUUGGUCUUUUUGAGAGAUCAGAAAUUGCUUGGAGGGAUGCAAAGUACGCUCAAAUACAUGAGUACCUUCGGGAGGAGUACGAGGUUACACAACGCUUUGGAAACUUGGAUUUCAAGUUAAAGUUUGUAGAGCACAACAUUCAUUUCUUGCAAGAAGUCCUUCAAAACAGAAAGUCGGAUCUUCUGGAAUGGUGCAUCAUCUUCCUGUUGAGCAUAGAAAACAUAAUAUCACUAUACGAGAUUGUUCGUGAUUCAGCUGCAGCUUAACAUUAUAUCACUACACGAGAUUGUUCGUGAUUCAGCUGCAACAUCUCUGUGAUCUCGGAAGCAGAUGAGAAAAGUUGCAGCAGCCAAAGUUACCGUAGGAAAUUAAUUUUGUCAACAGAGAAAGUGAUUUUUUUAUGGAUAUUCUUUCACUGUAAAAAAAAAAUUCUGUGAUUCCUUUCUAAUUAAAUUGCAAUUUCAGUA